Molecule: messenger RNA, 1149 nt
Organism: Anisakis simplex (herring worm)
Lineage: Eukaryota; Metazoa; Nematoda; Chromadorea; Rhabditida; Anisakidae
Source: the annotation of a GenBank genome assembly
UUGAAGACUGAAUAUCUGAACGAAUGCACCAGUGCGAUCGCAUCGCCCGACACGUUCUGCAUGCAGCAGUUAUCAGAGCAUUUAUCGUUACUAUCUGAUCAGUCAGAGUCACAAUUAACAAUUAACAAUAAAUCCGAAUCGCUCUCAACUCACCACGAUCCGUUACUAUUAUUAUCAAAUAAUCAAACUGAGGUUUUAUCAUCAGAAUGGGUGAAUCAGUACGUGAUUGGUGAUAAUGGUACGGAGCAAUCGUUGAUGAACACAUCAUCUAAUAAAUCCUCUCAACAGCUCAAAUCGUUACCGUUACCCUCAACAUCCUCUCUUUCGUCAAAUAAAAUGAUCAAUCGACAAUUGGUCAACAAUAAUACGAAAUAUGGGGUGGUGCAAAGUUCGGAAAUUUUGUCAUCAGAUUAUUUAGCGAAUAUUGAUCAACAGUUCAGUGAGACAACUAACGACAUUCAGGACGAACCGAUUGAUCUUACACAAGAUUUGUUGAAUUAUAUGGAAAGUGAAUGGGACAAUUUGGAAGGUGAUCAAACGCCAUCUUUACUGACAAAAACGCUUGGAUUGGAAGGUGAAAAUGAGUAUAAAAUGAUCGAGAAUAAUCCGUAUUUGAAUGAAGUAAAUCAGUUCGAAAGUGGUUUUGAAUCGUACGAGAAUGGUGAUCUUCUUAAUGCGAUUCUUCAUUUCGAAUCGGUCAUCCAUGAAAAUCCAUCGAAUUCGCAGGCGUGGUAUAUGCUAGGUCUAUGUCAAGCUGAAAAUGAACUAGAUCUACAAGCAAUUGCAGCAUUCAAAAAAUCGAUCCAGAUCGAUCCCAAAAACGCAGAGGCGAUACUAGCACUGUCAGUGUCCUAUGCAAAUGAGUCAAUGCCAAACGAAUCGUUGAGACUGCUAGAUGAAUGGUUAUCAGUACAUCCAAUAUAUGGACAUGAUAAUGCAGAUCGCAUCUCUAUCAGCAACACCAAAUCGUAUUCACUGGAUGAAAACCACUUUAAAAAGGUAGAAGAGCGAUUCAUGAAAGCAGUGCAGAAACAGUCAGAAUCAGUUGAUGUUCAACUGCAGAAUGCGUUAUCGAUUUUGUACAAUCUGAAUGAAAAUUAUCAACGUGCCAUUGAUUCAUUGAAUAUUGCUCUAUCUAUUGAACCUGAU